Messenger RNA from Lingula anatina, 2273 nucleotides. Its product is annotated as orexin receptor type 2. Gene Ontology annotation, biological process: G protein-coupled receptor signaling pathway; feeding behavior. Lineage: Eukaryota; Metazoa; Brachiopoda; Lingulata; Lingulida; Lingulidae. Gene Ontology annotation, molecular function: orexin receptor activity. Gene Ontology annotation, cellular component: plasma membrane. The record is from RefSeq and is a predicted model, not a curated record.
UGGGGAUUUAUCAUUUAUUGCCAUUCAUUUUUAUCUCCCAAUUAUAGACCUAUUACAUCUUAUAACCAGGCCAGUUGUACUUGCCUCUUCACUUGGUGGGAUUGUCUGUGUUUCUCCCCAAUGAUUUACACAGUGAAGAGAAAUAACCGGCCAGACGUUAUUAGUGCUUGCGCGGAAACGGGCGAGUUUUCUUCAGCAAAGGGGAUUGAUUGGUGAAAUCAAGGGAUGAAGAGCUAGUCAGAGAAGAACCACUCUGCUCCGAGCUUAACUGACGCAUGAGAAUUAGAUGAGGUUGCGCACAGCCGCUGUGUUGGAUUUCAUUGAAUGCUGUGUUGGAUUUCAUUGAAUGGUUCAAACUUACUAACUGCCGUGCAUGCCACAACUGCAACAACAACGAGGCAAUUAGAAGCCGCAAUUUAGUACCGACUGAGGACUUUUGAACCUUUAUCAUUGAUCCAGAAAUUGAGGAAAAAGUCAGUGAAUUCGAAGGUCUUCCAUCAGUUUUCUCGAUAAGGCUUCAAAAAGCGCGAAGUGCUUUGAACUUCAUUCCUGGGGGACAAGCGUUUCAAUAUACGUGGCGUUUAUUAACCAUUAUGGCAGACAGCGAAAUCACGGACGAAGGCAUGGACAACUUGACUGCAGCAAACGCGACGAAGAACAUCUCAAAAAUAUGCUACAACGUAUACUGUACAAGUGACGAAGACUACAUUGACAAAAUUGAAGCGUACAUCUUCCCUACGACGUUUGAAUGGGUGGCUAUAGCGUUUUAUAUCAUUGUCUUUGUCAUGGGUUUGGUUGGCAAUUUCCUUGUGUGUUACGCCGUGUGGAAGAACCCUAACAUGAGAACCGUUACAAACAUUUUCCUUGUAAAUUUGGCCAUUGCGGACUUCAUGGUUAUUUUGAUUUGCCUCCCAUCUACUUGUUUAGAAGACAUCACCUACACCUUUUUCAUGGGCCCGAUCAUGUGCAAGAUCGUCAAGUAUUUACAGCCUGCGUCUGUCUGCGUGUCAGUCCUGACCCUGACGGCCAUUGCACUGGAGAGAUGGUAUGCCAUUUGCUAUCCUCUCAAACUGAAGAGCACCCCGACCCGAGCCAUGAUCAUCAUCAUGACAAUAUGGAUAGUGUCACUUUUGAUUCCCAUCCCCGAUGUCAUCGCCGUUGACACCUUCUACAAAAUCCCCAAAAGAUACGCCGAGGACUUAGGCGUUGUGUAUUUGACCUACUGUCAGCCAGUAAUGAGUGAGGUCUGGACGUCGCAGAACCAAAUGGAGUAUCAGAUCUGUCUGAUGGUGUUGAUGUUCUUCGUCCCCCUGGGUUUAAUGGCGUUUGCGUAUAUCCGGAUAGCGAGAUGCUUGUGGGCUAAUGCCAUACCGGGUACCAAUGAGAUAAGAGGUGGCAGCACGUACAGCAGCACGGGCAACAGCACGCGGGGAGGAAUCGAGUCCCAGAUACAGUCAAGAAAAAAUGUGGCGAAAAUGCUGAUUGCUGUGGUUGUGAUGUUUGCUCUCUGCUAUAUGCCUGUGUAUCUUAUAAACAUAUUGAGGUUCACUGGGUUGGGGACAAUGAUUUUUGUCGACAAAGAAUCGGAGACGAAUGUCGUCAUAGUUGCCCACUGGCUGUGCUACUUCAACAGUGCCAUUAAUCCAGUCAUUUAUAAUUUCAUGAGCGCUAAGUUUCGCAAGGAGUUCAAACUCGGAUGCUGCGCGUGCUGUUUGUAUUGCUGCCCCAAGAGCUUCGCGCCUGCGUACAGGGUGACUUCCGGCCGCCAGGGCAACGGAACUCUCACGUACAAAUUCAAAAGUAGUGAGUUUAAGCACCGUCACCGUGGUUCCACAAGCGACCGAACCGAACACAUUACCCUUACCUCAUUGCAUACCGAAGCUUGAAGAAAUGUUCUGCAUGGCAGGUGUUCCACAUAUGGCACAUGGGUGUUGACAACUUAGAGUUAUUAGAUAUAACCUUCACAUGGUGAUAGAUACCUUAUUGUUAUCACUACGGAGACAAGAUGGCGGCACGAUGUACCCUCAUUGUUACCUUUUCUGUGUCGCAUGCUCACUCAUUCAUGCAAAGCUUUCCCAUGUCAAAGAAACAACAUCGACGUGCCUUUCGCACAAAUAUUGCUUAUAUGUUGUUUUGAGGUGGAUUUCGAUAGAUUUUUAUUGUGCUAAAUACAACGAAGGGUUUGAAAGGACUCAUCCCCAUUUUCAACAAGUUCUUGGGAUUUGGGGUUCUAUGUUUGAGUUCAGAACAUUUUCUAAGUGGCAUGUUGGAUA